Messenger RNA from Puccinia graminis f. sp. tritici CRL 75-36-700-3, 573 nucleotides. RefSeq lists its product as uncharacterized. The record is from RefSeq and is a predicted model, not a curated record. The coding region runs from base 1 to 573 and encodes 190 amino acids. Lineage: Eukaryota; Fungi; Basidiomycota; Pucciniomycetes; Pucciniales; Pucciniaceae. The transcript is spliced from 6 exons.
AUGUACAUAUGUGGGACUGGGAUUGAAGAGGACGUGAUCAUUGAUCCUGCUUGUGAUUUGCCUGGCCCUGCUAAUCCUAGCAACCAAGCAAGUAAUGCCUAUCCUGCACACCAAGCAACUAAGGUGGAAGAGGAUGAAGUCCCCAGCUACCCUCCGCCCGCGUAUGUACAUGCCGUUUGUUUUGCGCCGGCUGGUCCUUAUACUACCCCGGCUAUGGCCGGUCCUCCUCGUUCCAUUGUGGACUCUGCUCCUCGCCGGGUGUACUCCACGCCUCGUCAUGCCGGUUCCGCUUUGCCGGGUGUACUCCAUGCCUCGUCAUGCCGGUUCCGCUUUGCCGGGACGUCCUGGGGGACCUGGCCAGCAACCAUCCCCACUUCCUUAGGCACGAGAUCAUGCGUUCGGCUACCAUUAUUGCUGAGGAUUGGUUCAACUAUCACCACCUUAACAUCCCUGGCUUCCCUAUCUUUCCGUAGAACUGACCAGUUUGCCAAGCCUCAUUCCAUGGGUCACCUUUUGGCCAGUAGUGUCAGGUUUACUCUUGGUGAUAGCUUGCCUUGCCCUGAAAUACCAUAG